CGUCAGCAGAAUAAAGUCAUUCAGAAUAACUGAAGGUGUACAGGAUAAAAGGGCCGGUUUUCUCAUCACCUAAGAUGGCACCCAGGAGGGACCACGAAAAUGCAAAAAUGCCGUAUUUCUGCAAGUACUCACACUGGAGUUAACCACCUGAGGGACACAUGAGGUGGUUUUGUGAAUAUAUUGUCCAAUAUCUGGUGAUUUAAUAGGCGAUACAUUCGAAAAGCAUUUAAGGCCUACACAAUCACAGCCUAUAUUCACUUGGCUGUAAUAAUGAUGUCAUAAAAUAUGAGUUCGUUUACAAAAAUAUAGUAAUGUGUUUCAUGUCAACGACAACGUGAACUGUGUUAAAAAAUGGACCUUUAAUUACGCAUUCUUAACUCACCUACGCCUCACUGAAUAACAGGUGCCUGCUAUCUGUCAAAGCAGGAUCAGCCAACCUGUGCGCCCUUUGCUACAACUUGUUACUUUCCAUUGGCCUACACGAGUCGUCGCUCAAGGGAUCAUAUCAUUCACCGGGAACUGAAUUUACCCCCUCCUCAAAAUGGAGUUUGCCAUGAUAGGUUCAGAUAAUGGGUGCAAAACUCGACUGCCUUAUGGGUAUGCUCGCGCACGGGAAAGGGAGCACGAAAGGGAGAGACAGGUACAGCAGGCAACAGCCGCUGCUGAAGGUGCAGCAACUGGAGAGGGAGGGGAGUCCUCUGGCCACCUCCUUAACAACCACCAGCAGCAUCAGUCUCGCACCGCCUCCUCAUCAAAUGCCAACAACAGUAGCGGCAGUACCGCCUCGCGCCCCUCCUCCUCGCAACAGCCACAGCAGCACCACCAUGAGUCUGAGCAGCAGGUUCUCAGAGAAAGGAAAAAGCAACGCGGCGUAGGACGUUGGAGAAGGAGUCGCCAGACUCUCGGUGGGGACUUGCGCCACUCGGAGUUGGCGCUACUUGGAUCMGAGGAGGAUAUGAUAGAGGAGGACGAGGCGGAAGGMGGAGAAGAGGAGGACRGGGGAAGCAAGAGUUCCAGUUUUCUCUGUAAUAUGGAUGAUGAAGAKACUGUCUCACUCACAGAYAGACRUCCCCAAUCAGSAUACGMAAAUGUUUACAGYGAGUAUGKGUGCUGCGAAAGAGUUGUUAUUAAUGUGUCCGGACUAAAGUUUGAAACUCWACUUAAGACUCUCACACAGUUUCCUGACACUCUUUUGGGAGACCCGGACAAACGAAUCAGGUACUUCGACCCUCUAAGRAACGAAUAUUUUUUUGACAGGAACCGACCAAGCUUCGAYGCMAUUCUUUAUUAUUACCAGUCRGGGGGGCGAUUGAAGAGACCSCAAAAUGUACCKUUUGACAUCUUCUCUGAGGAGGUGAAAUUCUAUGAACUYGGRGAGGAGGCAAURCUGAAGUUUCGGGAGGAUGAGGGUUUUGUCAAAGAGGAAGAGAAACCCUUACCAGAGGACGAGUUCAAACGCCAAGUUUGGCUUCUUUUUGAAUACCCAGAGAGCUCACAACCUGCGAGRGGGAUUGCAGUCGUGUCSGUUUUAGUCAUCGUWAUAUCAAUAGUCAUUUUCUGUAUGGAAACGUUGCCAGAGUUCAGGGACGAAAAAGAAUACCUUAAACCACGAGAYAAUUCGACAGAACCYCAUGGACAGACCCCUUUUAACGACCCWUUUUUCAUUGUGGAGACGGURUGCAUUAUUUGGUUUUCAUUUGAGAUUAUAGUGCGCUUCUUUGCAAGUCCAAGUAAAACGGAUUUCUUUAAAAACAUYAUGAAUACUAUAGACAUUGUAUCSAUUUUGCCUUAUUUCAUCACGCUCGGCACAGAUCUUGCUCAACAGCAAGGCAARGGGGACCAGGCAAUGAGUUUUGCAAUCUUGAGAAUAAUCCGCCUUGUCAGAGUCUUUCGCAUAUUUAAACUCUCCAGGCACUCCAAAGGACUGCAGAUCCUCGGACAUACCCUCCGCGCCAGUAUGAGGGAACUAGCGCUUCUGAUUUUCUUCCUCGUUAUUGGUGUUAUUUUGUUCUCAAGUGCAGUGUACUUCGCGGAGGCAGACGAACCCGCGUCUCAAUUCACAAGUAUUCCCGACGCUUUUUGGUGGGCUGUCGUCACUAUGACCACGGUCGGAUAUGGAGACAUGAAACCAAUAACUGUCGGUGGGAAGAUAGUUGGCUCGCUCUGUGCCAUAGCGGGUGUGUUAACCAUAGCUCUUCCAGUGCCCGUCAUUGUAUCCAACUUCAAUUACUUCUACCACAGGGAGACUGAUAAUGAAGCAGACUCGCCACCGGUUGUUGAAACCCCACCACCUGCCUGCCCAUAUUUCCCCAACUUUCUCAAAAAAUUUAAAGGUUCCCCCUCAGGCUCUUCGCUGGGUGAUAAAGCGGAGUACAUGGAGAUGGAAGAGGGGGUAACGGAGUCGCUGUGUGGGGUGGAUACAAGCCUGAGUAAAGGAAACGGGACAGACAUUGGCAGGAAAAACAGUACAAGUUCAAAGUCACAACAGACUGACGUGUGAUGACAAAAAAAAAUCUUAUUCUCGUGAAGAAAGAUAUGCUGUCAAAUCACACACACAUAGGUGGUCAGACUCACACAAGUGCGYACUUGCGCGCACACACACACACACACGCACACACAGACAGACAGACGCACACAGACAGACGCACACAUACUUUAUAUUUAGCUAUAUUUUGGGAAGCUCAAAUAUGGGGUUUUAUUUUGCCAUGUGGCUGCUUAGGGGAAUAUAGGCCUACGGGAAAAUAUACGCCCAAAUCAAAAGCUUUAUAACUAUUAUGACCAAUGUAAUCCGAUGAUAUCAGAUAUAGGCUACCUAUCUGGGCCUCGUAAACCUACAAAUGAAAUCGAAAAUAUUUAAGGGACAGGCUAUGCAUAUGCACUUUAUGAGUUUCAUUUGUCAAUAAUGGAAGGGGAGACAUAGUUAUUGUUUUGCUGUUAUGCGAUAAAGUCAAAGUUUAUAGUAGGCCUAGUUUGCACUAUUGUAAAAGCUUGUUUGAGACGCUGACUUUCAAGAAUGAUAGACUAGGAAGUAAUAUUGAGAGACAGAAACUGUAGGACAUAUGGCAACCUAGACACCCUUCGUCUGGCAUAAUGAGUAUUGAGAUGUUUUUAUUCUGAACAAGAAUCAAUUCUUAUUGCGUUUCAGUGUAGGUCUAACCCCUCUGUGUACACAAUAAAAUAAUCAUUCAAUAUCGAUCGGAAACAUUGAAAUAGCUAAAUCAUUUGUGAGAUUCUUGAGUAAAUGAGCAUGAUGCCUAUUUUGGCAGCACACUGAGGUCAACAAGUGAGACGCUUGGCAAGCAACAUUCUUUGCAACGAUUAGGGCAAAAUAAAGCCUUGUAUUGACCGACCACCGAGGCGAAGCACAGGAAUUACCACACCGGCUAUCAUGAGAGGUCCUGCACGGAUAUCUUGCGCGACUACAACUCCGUCCCUUUAAAACCACCUCAAACUAACUGACAAUAUCCCUUUACACGGACGUUGACUGAAACUUAUUUGGGGGAAAAAAUUACUGUCAUCAUGGAAACUUUGGGUUUGUGAACUUAAUCUCUUGUUCGCUGGACCUAGGGCACAUUUCUCUAAAAUGAGAAAGGAAGGUCUGUUGGUCAUCCCAGAAAGCACCAAGAUCUCCAGCAGGCGGUUGUUUUCCAAGUGCUGUCAGUUGAUGGCUUAGGAGAGGAUGUGCUGGCUGGUACUCUUGGAAUUGUCAGAGAAAGAGCAAAUAUUAUGACUGGUCAUCUGGGGUGAGACAACGGACAUCGAUGACCACAGAUCUACUGCAAGAGUGAACCCAGCGAUCRSACAUGGGAAGUUUGAACGGACAAAUUAGACACUGGGACACUAUACGGAGUGCACAAGGAACGAGAAUCUUUCCUAGUAAACCUGGAGGCAGGGAAAUGAGUAAGUCAUGGCCCAAAUGAUUGCCUUAAUUAUUACAUAUAUACCUAUAUAUGAAGUGAUGAMACUAGAGACUUAUCCGAGUUCAAAUAUGUUUUUCUUUAUGUGUGAAACAGUGUCUUGUAAGGAACAGAUGUGAAUAUUUUAUUAAUAAGAUAGAGAAAAAUAGUUUGGUUGUAAUGUCGACAAUGUCUUAGUUGGGUCUGCUUUGUAGGUGUCAUUGAUAACCAAAUGGUGGAGUUUUUCUCUGCUUACUUGCAGCCAGCAGAAUGAGUUGAUCUAUUUUUAUCUCGUUUCGUAUUGUCAACCAAAAUGAGGCUGGCUUGAAGCGGAGCUGCUCGCUCAGCUACCGGCUCCAAUGUCUUUCAAUUCACGACAUCAUGUUAUGACAACUAUAUUCCAAUUCAGAAAGGAGUAGGGAGUUCAAAAAUGAGACAAAAUGACUCUACAAUAUACAUGAAACAUAUCUGAUUAUUUUUCUCCUCUUUUUUCACAUACUGUAAGCAUCUGUUCACGCACUCUCAAACACAAAAGAUGUCAGGACA
Messenger RNA from Salvelinus sp. IW2-2015, 4442 nucleotides. Its product is annotated as potassium voltage-gated channel subfamily A member 1-like. The record is from RefSeq and is a predicted model, not a curated record. Gene Ontology annotation, cellular component: voltage-gated potassium channel complex; membrane; dendritic spine. Lineage: Eukaryota; Metazoa; Chordata; Actinopteri; Salmoniformes; Salmonidae. Gene Ontology annotation, molecular function: delayed rectifier potassium channel activity; potassium ion binding; protein binding. Gene Ontology annotation, biological process: protein homooligomerization; potassium ion transmembrane transport.